Xenopus tropicalis (tropical clawed frog) is the source of this 2045-nucleotide messenger RNA. RefSeq names its product clarin 1 (gene clrn1). NCBI's taxonomy places the organism in Eukaryota, Metazoa, Chordata, Amphibia, Anura, Pipidae. Gene Ontology annotation, biological process: sensory perception of sound. The record is from RefSeq and is a predicted model, not a curated record. The coding region runs from base 319 to 1017 and encodes 232 amino acids. Gene Ontology annotation, cellular component: membrane; ciliary transition zone; stereocilium bundle. The transcript has 3 exons.
GAUCCAGCCUGGCAGAAGGUGAUUCAGAAGAGAACUGAGUUCAUCAAGUUACACACAGGUUCCAUCUGUUACUUAGAGCCUUUGUCACAGGAGAGGGGAGGGCAUCAACAGAUCGAGCACUUGUUUCAUUGUCGUGUUUAAGAUGGGGAGAAAUAGAGCUGCUCCGCUGAGCACUAAUGAGCUGUUGCUGUUUUCAAGUGGUAAAAUCUAAAUGGCAGGCUGGUCUGUUUCUGGAAUUGUGCUAAUAUGCUAGUGGCAUUGUAGGUGGCUGGUGAGGCUUAUCAUCACUUGUGUGGAGUGAAGGCAUUCUGGGCAGUCAUGCCAAAGUUACAGAAGAAAAUCUUGUUUUGCCUGGCUGGUGUGUUAAGCUUUGCCUGUGCUCUCAGCAUUGCAGCAGCUCUAGGGAAGCAGCUCUGGGUCAAAGGGACAAUCCUGUGUAAAACUGCAGCCUUGCUGGUCAAUGCAACGGAGGGAGAGCUGCAUCAAUUUGUUGGGGAAAUUCAGUAUGGCCUUUUCUUUGGACAAAGAGUGAAGCAAUGUGGGCUCGGGGGGAGACCCACUACAUUUUCAUUUUUUCCAGAUUUGCUGAAUGUCAUUCCUGCCAGCAUGCACGUCAGCGUGAUCAUAUUCUCCACAGCACUCAUUGUAUUUGCCCUGGUGGGAACAGGCUUUUUCAUGUUCAAUGCCUUUGGUAAUCCAUUCGAGACCUUGCAUGGCCCAGUUGGACUUUAUCUUUGGUGCUUUGUUUCAUGUUCCUGUGGCUGUCUUGUGUUAAUCCUCUUCUCUUCCGAAGUGAAAAUGCACCAUUUAUCAGAAAAAAUUGCUAAUUACAAAGAAGGAAGCUUUGUCUUUAAAACCCACAGUGAACAAUUUCAAACCUCUUACUGGAUUAUCCUGGUUUGCACCCUUGUGCACAUUGUCAAUGUAUUCCUCAUUCGGGUUGCAGGUUUCGAUUUCCCAUUUGCAAAGUCGAAAGAUCUGGAGACAAGUUCUGGGGCAAAUGAUCUAAUGUACUGAAUAAACAAAGCAGAGAUCAUCUAAUUUUAAGAGGGCUUGGCUAGGGCUGAUUUUGGUUUUAUCCAUUAGAUUAAUUACAAUCUGGUAACUUUCAUUUUUGUAGAUCAGUGUUUUUAGCAGACAUAUUAUAUUUUAUUUCUAGCCAGUGGAAACCUAUCUAUAUAAAUAGAUGUGUCAAGGGAAGACGAUUCACCCAGUUAUUAUCUCAGGUAUAGAGAAAAUUAGAGUAUGUAGGGGUAAAGAUGCACUGGGCCCUAUCAUACAUUGCACAAAUAUGAUAUUCAUACAGUAUAUAGAUAUUAUAUCUACAUUAGCAACACAUUAAGUUGCUGGGGGUAGUGAAGAGAAGGCUUAUUUAUUUCUGGCUCUGAUCUUACUCACACAGCUCACGACCAAGCAAAAAGUGAAUAAACAGUAAAGAAAUGGACAUCUCCAAGACAUCUCUCCAGCCAGCAGCUGGCUGUAGGAGAAUUCUAGGAGUUGCACAUCAGUGAUGGGAUCCCUGACUUUCUUCACAGCACUAUCAUUACCUAAGCUAGUAAAUUAUAUUUACAAUUUGUAUUUAAGAACCCCACCUUUCAUAUUUGUUUCCUAUGAAAAUAAAUGAAUGCAUUUUUUUUAAUUGUCAAAUACUGUUUUACCUUAGAGUAUAUACAGUAUAGAAAUGUGUUAUGGGGUUUAUAUUCAUUUUUUGUAAACAAUUUUGACUUUAUUAAAGAAAUGUAAAAUCUGAAAAAAUCUAACACGAACUAACUCGUGAUUUAAUUCAUUUCAUAUUAAUUUCUUAAACAACUGCAUGAGUACAGGAAAGGUCACCAAGUUCAGCUGGUAGAAUUGCAUUAUUAUAGGAGCUGUUGUUAUUAUUUUAUGAUGUUGUUUAAUAGAGUCCAAGUCAAUAUAAAUUUCCUUUUCUCAGAGGCAGCAGUGGCAGUGAGCCAUAUUUUCACCCUAUGUUCUCUAAAAGAGGAACGUGGAAAGCAUCUGCAGAAAUGGCUGAUUCUCGUGCAGUCAGAGUAAAUACAAACCUG